CUGCGUGCGGCAGCCAGUGGCCGUCUUCACCAGGGUCUUAGACAGUGCGGCGCUGGUGACGUAGCAGUGGAAGAAGGCGGGCAGCACGUUGCAGCAGCCCACGGCCAGCAGCUCCUGGUUGGCUCUCACGGAGUAGCCGUGGCUCCGGGCAAACAUCUCCGCCAGAGAGAUGGAGAAGGCGGAGCCCACAAGAGCCAGUGGCACUGCGUCCAGCACUACGCGCCACAUCAGCCCCGGGUCUGGCACCCGGGGGGCCACAAAGCCCGUGGGGAUGUCACCAGCCACGCUGGAGCCGAAGCGUUCAUGGAGCUGCCCAAAAUGGGACACCAUCGUGGCCGCCACGAUGACCACUAGCUCCGUGGGCAGGGGCACCUUCAGGCGGCGCUGGCAGCGCUCAGAGAGCUCCUUGCCGGCCAGCAGCACGGCCAGGCAUGUGGCACUGGUGACUACGUCGCACAGGUUGGCCUGCCCAGCACCGCGUACCAGGCUCAGCCACGUGCUGACCACCAUGCCCAGCCCUUGGUGCCGUGGGAUCCGCACGCCUAGCAGGUGCUUCAGCUGGGAGGUCAGGAUCGUCACCGAGGCCCCCAUGGCAAAGCCAUCAAGCAGCGGCUGAGACAGGGGAUCAGCUGGGCAAGGUCUGAGCUAUAACUUCACCCAUCUGGAUCGGUACCUGGAUCUUCUCAGGGAGAACCAGCUCCUCCCAGGCUUUGAGCUGAUGGGCAGCCCCUCCAAACGCUUCACCAACUUCGAGGACAAGAAGCAGGUGUUUGAGUGGAAGGAGCUGGUCUCUCUCGUGGCCAGGAGAUACAUUGGUCGGUAUGGACUCUCACAUGUUUCCAAGUGGAAUUUCGAGACAUGGAAUGAGCCAGACCACCACGACUUUGACAACGUGUCCAUGACCGUGCAAGGCUUCCUGAACUACUAUGACGCCUGCUCCGAGGGUCUGCGGGCUGCCAGCCCCGCUCUGCGCCUUGGCGGCCCCGGGGACUCCUUCCACCCCUGGCCUCGAUCCCCGCUCUGCUGGGGCCUCCUGGGGCACUGUCAAAACGGCACCAACUUCUUCACGGGGGAGUCGGGUGUGCGGCUGGACUACAUCUCCCUCCACAAAAAGGGUGCCGGCAGCUCCAUCUACAUCCUGGAGCAGGAGAAGGCCACGGUGCAACAGAUAAAACAGCUCUUUCCCAAGUUUGCUGACAUCCCCAUUUACAACGAUGAGGCGGACCCGCUGGUGGGCUGGUCCCUGCCGCAGCCUUGGAGGGCUGACGUGACCUAUGCGGCCAUGGUGGUGAAGGUCAUCGCGCAGCACCAGAACCUGCUGCUGGCCAACACCAGCUCGGCCAUGCGCUAUGCGCUCCUGAGCAACGACAACGCCUUCUUGAGUUACCACCCGCACUACUUCACGCAGCGCACGCUCACUGCGCGUUUCCAGGUCAACAACACGCGGCCGCCGCACGUGCAGCUCCUGCGCAAGCCGGUGCUCACCGCCAUGGCGCUGCUGGCCCUGCUGGACCGCGAGCAGCUCUGGGCUGAGGUAUCGCAAGCCGGGACCGUGCUGGACAGCAACCACACGGUGGGCGUGCUAGCCAGCGCCCACAGACCCAGUGGCCCCCUUGAUGCCUGGCGCGCCACGGUGCUGAUCUAUGCAAGUGACGACACGCGCACCCACGCCAACCGCAGCGUCGCCUUGACCCUGCGCCUGAGCGGGGUGCCCCCAGGCCCAGGGCUUGUCUAUGUCACGCUGUACUUGGACAACGAGCUCUGCAGCCCAUAUGGCGAGUGGCAGCGUCUCGGCCAGCCGGUCUUCCCCUCCACAGAAGAGUUCCGGCGCAUGCGCGCAGCUGAGGACCCGGUGGCUGUGGCGCCACAGCUCUUCCCUGCCAGCGGCCGCCUGACCCUUCGCCCGGAGCUCCAGCUGCCCUCGCUCCUGCUGGUGCACGUGUGCGCGCGCCCCGAGAAGCCACCAGGCCAGGUGACCCGGCUCCGUGCUCUGCCUUUGACCAGUGGGCAGGUGCUUUUGGUCUGGUCGGAUGAGCACGUGGGCUCCAAGUGCCUGUGGACCUAUGAGAUCCAGUUCUCCACGGAUGGUGAGAUGUAUGCCCCUGUCAGCAGCAAGCCGUCGACCUUCAACCUCUUUGUGUUCAGCCCAGACACCGCUGUCACCUCUGGCUUCUACCGGGUUCGAGCUGUGGACUACUGGGCCCGACCAGGCCCUUUCUCAAACCCUGUGCACUACGUGGAAGUCCCUGCCCUAUGAAGCCCUCCCCACCCGGUGACUGUGAACCUGUGCUGACUCCGCAGCCUGGGGGGCCGGGAGCUGAGAUGUGUUGGACCACCAGGGGCCCAUCCAUCGGCUCUAUCUGUUCUCUCCUGUCCUCUUGCUCAUCCCCUUAAAGUGCCUUUCCACUG
Molecule: messenger RNA, 2409 nt
Organism: Neogale vison (American mink)
Lineage: Eukaryota; Metazoa; Chordata; Mammalia; Carnivora; Mustelidae
Gene: IDUA
Product: alpha-L-iduronidase
Exons: 13
Coding region: 719-2257 (512 amino acids)
Biological process (GO): carbohydrate metabolic process
Molecular function (GO): protein binding; L-iduronidase activity
Source: RefSeq, a predicted model, not a curated record